This is a messenger RNA of Neogale vison (American mink), 7458 nucleotides long. It is a transcript of the gene LRRK1, whose product is annotated as leucine rich repeat kinase 1. Bases 214 to 6258 code for a protein of 2014 amino acids. Lineage: Eukaryota; Metazoa; Chordata; Mammalia; Carnivora; Mustelidae. Gene Ontology annotation, biological process: protein phosphorylation. The transcript has 33 exons. The record is from RefSeq and is a predicted model, not a curated record. Gene Ontology annotation, molecular function: protein binding; ATP binding; protein kinase activity.
CCAAAGGGUGACGUAAAAUAGUAAGUGUGUGCAAGGGAGCAGGAAGGGACUUGACAAGAAGAAACUUUCUGAUUUUAUAUUUUUCACCACCAGAACCAGACAGCUUUCUGCUCAGCCAUGACUGUGUGUCUGUGCCUUAGUCCAUCCUCUGGGCAGCGGUGGCGGCGGUGACCCAGGCCAGAACUGACUUGGAGAGCGGCCACCCAAGAGUCGAUGGCUGGCAUGUCUCGGCGACCGCCCAGCAUGUACUGGUGUGUGGGGCCAGAGGGCUCAGCUGCGUGUCCGGAACGUGCCAUGGAGACCCGUAAUGGUGCUGAGGACAUGGGCAGCAAACCGUCCACACCAGGCGGUGACCCCACAGCACAGUGCCCCAGGACAGAAGGCAUUCAUGCUGCAUACAAGCAAGGAGACCCCAGCAGGGCCCGGCACCUGCUCCGAGAGGCUUGUGAUGAAAGCACAUCCCAGCUGGAGAAGGGCCAGCUUCUGAGCAUCUCGGCGGCCUACGGCGACCUGGAGACUGUCCGGUACCUUCUUACCGAGAGACGGGUGGAGCUGCCCACCGAGCCCACUGAUGACAAUCCAGCUGUGGUGGCGGCUCAUUUUGGGCAUACUGACGUGGUGCAGGAGUUGCUCGAAUCUUUGCCAGGACCCUGCAGCCCCCAGCGGCUGCUGAACUGGAUGCUAGCUUUGGCUUGCCAGCGAGGGCACCUGGGGUUGGUGAAGCUCCUCGUCCUGACCCACGGGGCCGACCCAGAAAGCUACGCCGUCAGGAAGAACGAGUUUCCUGUCAUCGUGCGCUUACCGCUGUACGCAGCCAUCAAGUCAGGAAAUGAAGACAUCGCCAUAUUCCUGCUUCGGCACGGGGCUUUUUUCUGUUCCUACAUCUUACUGGACAGUCCUGACCCCAGCAAACAUCUCCUCAGGAAGUAUUUCAUCGAAGCUAGUGCCUUGUCCAGCAGCUGUCCAGGGAAAAUGGCUCUCUGUGUGAAGUGGGCCCACCUCAAGCUGCCCUGGGUAGAUCUCGACUGGCUCAUAGACAUCUCCUGCCAGAUCACGGAGCUGGAUCUUUCUGCCAACUGCCUGGCUUCCCUCCCCUCCAUCAUCCCCUGGGGACUCAUCAACCUCCGCAAGCUGAACCUCUCCAAGAACCACCUGGGGGAGCUGCCUGCCGUGCAGUCAUCGGACGAAAUCAUCUGCUCCAGGCUCCUCGAGAUAGACAUUUCCAGCAACAAACUGCCGCACCUCCCGCCGGGAUUCCUGCACCUCUCCAAACUCCAAAAACUGACAGCUUCCAAAAACUACUUGGAGAAACUGUUCGAAGAAGAAGGUGCCACCAACUGGAUCGGUUUGCGGAAGCUGCAGGAACUCGAUAUUUCUGACAAUAAAUUGACAGAACUCCCUGCACUUUUCCUCCACUGCUUCAAGUCCCUCAGUUUUCUGAACGUCUCCAGAAAUAACCUGAAGGUGUUCCCAGACGCCUGGGCCUGCCCUUUGAAAUGCUGUAAAGCAUCCAGAAACGCCCUGGAAUCUCUACCGGACAAGAUGGCUGUCUUCUGGAAAAACCACCUGCGGGAUGUGGAUUUCUCAGAAAAUGCUCUCAAGGAAGUUCCCCUGGGGCUUUUCCAGCUUGACGCCCUCAUGUUCCUGAGGUUACAGGGAAACCAGCUCGUGGCACUGCCGCCUCAAGAGAAGUGGACCUGCAGGCAACUCAAAACCCUGGAUCUUUCCAGAAACCAAUUUGGCAAAAAUGAAGACGGGCUGAAAACAAAGCGCAUUUCCUUUUUCACCACCAGAGGGCGCCAGCGUUCUGGGACCGAGACAGCGGGGGUGCUGGAAUUUCCGGCCUUCCUAAGUGAGUCUUUGGAAGUCCUUUGUCUGAACGACAAUCACCUGGACGCCAUCCCUCCCUCGGUUUGCCUCCUGAAGAGUUUAUCAGAGCUCUACCUGGGAAACAAUCCUGGCCUCCGCGAGCUCCCGGCGGAGCUGGGGCAGCUGAGCAACCUCUGGCAGUUGGACAUCGAAGACCUGAACAUCACCAACGUCCCCGCGGAGAUCAAAAAAGAAGGCCCCAAAGCGAUGCUGUCUUACCUACGCGCUCAGCUGCGGAAAGCAGAGAAGUGCAAGCUGAUGAAAAUGAUCAUCGUGGGUCCUCCGCGCCAGGGCAAGUCCACCCUCCUGGAGAUCUUACAGACGGGGAGGGCCCCCCAGGUGGUGCACAGCGAGGCCACCAUCAGGACCACCAAGUGGGAGCUCCAGAGGCCAGCUGGCUCGAGAGCCAAGGUGGAGUCUGUGGAAUUCACCGUCUGGGACAUCGGCGGCCCCGCGAGCAUGGCCACCGUCAACCAGUGCUUCUUCACAGACAAGGCCCUGUAUGUGGUGGUUUGGAACUUGGCUCUGGGCGAGGAGGCCGUGGCCAGCCUCCAGUUCUGGCUGCUCAACAUCGAGGCCAAGGCCCCAAAUGCAGUGGUGCUGGUGGUCGGAACGCACCUGGACUUGAUCGAAACCAAAUUCCGAGUGGAGAGAAUUGCAACGCUGCGCGCCUACGUGCUGGCCCUCUGCCGCUCGCCCUCUGGGUCCCGGGCCACAGGCUUCCCCGACAUCACCUUCAAACACUUGCACGAGCUCUCCUGUAAGAGCCUGGAAGGCCAUGAGGGGCUGCGGCAGCUGAUUUUCCACGUCACGUGCAACAUGAAGGACGUGGGCAGCACCAUCGGCUGCCAGAGACUCGCGGGAAGGCUGAUCCCCAGGAGCUACCUGAGCCUCCGGGAGGCCAUGCUGGCCGAGCAGCAGCGCCGCAGCCUGGGCGACGACGUGCAGUACCUGACGGACAGGCAGCUGGAGCAGCUGGUAGAGCAGAUGCCCGACAAGGACAUCAAGGACUACGAGGACCUGCAGUCCGCCAUCAGCUUCCUCAUAGAAACCGGCACCCUGCUUCACUUCCCGGACACCAGCCACGGCCUGAGGAACCUCUACUUCCUUGACCCCAUCUGGCUGUCCGAAUGUCUGCAGAGGAUUUUCAACAUCAAGGGCUCCCGGUCGGUGGCCAAGAACGGGGUGAUCAGGGCAGAGGACCUCAGGAUGCUGCUGGUGGGGACCGGCUUCACACAGCAGACGGAGGAGCAGUAUUUCCAGUUCCUGGCCAAGUUUGAGAUCGCCCUGCCUGUGGCCAACGACAGCUACCUUCUGCCACACCUCCUUCCAUCCAAACCCGGCCUGGACACUCACGGCAUGCGGCACCCCAAGGCCAACACCAUUCAGAGAGUGUUUAAGAUGAGUUUUGUUCCCGUCGGCUUCUGGCAAAGGUUUAUAGCACGGAUGUUGAUCAGCCUGGCGGAGAUGGACCUGCAGCUCUUCGAAAACAGGAAGAAUACUAAAAGCAGACACAGGAAAGUCACCAUUUAUAGUUUUACAGGAAGCCAGAGAAAUCGCUGCAGCACAUUCAGAGUGAAAAGAAAUCAGACCAUCUAUUGGCAGGAAGGGCUCCUGGUCACUUUUGACGGGGGCUACCUCAGCGUGGAAUCAUCAGAUGUGAACUGGAAAAAGAAGAAAAGCGGAGGAAUAAAAAUCAUUUGCCAGUCAGAAGUGAGGGACUUCUCCGCCAUGGCGUUUAUCACAGACCAUGUCAACUCCCUGAUCGAUCAGUGGUUUCCCGCCCUGACAGCCACAGAGAGUGACGGGACCCCGCUCAUGGAACAGUAUGUCCCCUGCCCGGUGUGUGAGACCUCCUGGGCCCAGCACACGGACCCGAGUGAGAAGGCGGAGGGCGUCCAGUACUUUGACAUGGAAGACUGCGUGCUCACGGCCAUUGAGCAGGACUUCAUCUCCUGCCCCAGACACCCCGACCUGCCCGUGCCUCUCCAGGAGCUGGUCCCCGAGCUGUUCAUGACCGACUUCCCGGCCAGACUCUUCCUGGAGAACAGCAAGCUGGAGCACCACGAGGACUACAACAGUGUCCUGGGCCAGGGCGGGAGCGGCACCGUCAUCUACCGGGCCCGCUACCAGGGCCAGCCUGUGGCGGUGAAACGGUUCCAGAUCAAGAAAUUCAAGAACUUGGCAAACGCCCCAGCGGACACCAUGUUGCGGCACCUGCGGGCCACCGAUGCCAUGAAGAACUUCUCGGAGUUCCGGCAGGAGGCCAGCAUGCUGCACGCCCUGCAGCACCCCUGCAUCGUGUCUCUCAUCGGUAUCAGCAUCCACCCACUCUGCUUCGCCCUGGAGCUCGCCCCGCUCGGCAGCCUCAACACUGUGCUGUCGGAGAACGCCAAAGAUUCUUCCUUUAUGCCCCUGGGACACAUGCUUACCCAGAAAAUAGCCUACCAGAUCGCGUCCGGCCUAGCCUACCUGCACAAGAAAAAUAUCAUCUUCUGUGACCUGAAGUCGGACAACAUUCUGGUCUGGUCUCUGGACGUCAAGGAGCACAUCAACAUCAAGCUGUCGGACUACGGGAUCUCACGACAGUCGUUUCACGAGGGUGCCCUCGGCGUGGAGGGCACCCCCGGCUACCAGGCCCCAGAGAUCAGGCCUCGCAUCGUGUAUGACGAGAAGGUAGACAUGUUCUCCUAUGGAAUGGUGCUCUACGAGUUGCUGUCGGGACAGCGGCCAGCGCUGGGCCACCACCAGCUUCAGAUCGCCAAGAAGCUGUCCAAGGGCAUCCGCCCUGUCCUGGGGCAGCCGGAGGAAGUCCAGUUCCAUCGGCUCCAGGCACUCAUGAUGGAGUGCUGGGACACGAAGCCUGAGAAGCGACCGCUGGCCCUGUCGGUGGUGAGCCAGAUGAAGGACCCAACCUUUGCCACGUUCAUGUACCAGCUACCCUGUGGGAAGCAGACGUCCUUCUUCUCCUCCCAAGGCCAGGAGUACAUGGUGGUGUUCUGGGACGGGAAAGAGGAGUCCAGGAACUACACGGUGGUGAACACGGAGAAGGGCCUUAUGGAAGUACAGCGUAUGAGCUGUGCGGGAAUGAAGCUGAGCUGCCAGCUCAAGGUCCAGAACUCUCUGUGGACGGCCACCGAGGACCAGAAGAUCUACAUCUAUAGCCUCAAGGGCAUGUGCCCCUUAAACACACCCCAACGGGCUUUGGACACCCCGGCGGUCGUCACCUGUUUGUUGGCAGUGCCUGUUAUUAAAAAGAACUCCUACCUGGUGCUCGCAGGUCUGGAUGACGGGCUUGUGGCGGUGUUUCCUGUGGUGCGGGGCGCCCCGGACAGCAGCUGCUCCUACCUGUGCUCACACACGGCCAACAGGUCCAAGUUCAGCAUCCCAGAUGAAGACACGCGGCAGAACCCCUACCCCGUGAAGGCCAUGGAGGUGGUCAACAGCGGUUCCGAGGUCUGGUACAGCAACGGGCCGGGCCUGCUGGUCAUCGACUGUGCGGCCCUGGAGAUCAGCAGGAGGCUAGAGCCCUACUCGGCCCCUUCGGUGGUCACCUCGGUCGUGUGCAGCUCCGAGUGCCGCGGGGAGGAGGUCGUCUGGUGCCUGGACGACAGGGCCAACUCACUGGUGAUGUACCACGCGGCCACCUACCAGCUGUGUGCCCGGUACUUCUGUGGGGACCCCAGCCCGCUCAGAGACAUAUUUCCAGUGUGCCCCCUGGGUCCGGAGUCCCCGGGCAGCCACGCAGCCGGCUCCAAAGAGCCCGAGGGGGACUCCAUCGCGGACGUGAGCAUCAUGUACAGCGAGGAACUAGGCACACAGAUCCUGAUGCACCAGGACUCACUGACUGACUACUGCUCCAUGUCCUCCUACUCCUCAUCCUCUCCCCACCGGGCCCCCGCAUCCUCCUCCAGCCUGCCCUGCUCCCCGGCCAGCUCUUCCAGUGUGCCUUUCUCCACCGACUGCGAGGACUCUGACCGGCUGCACGAGCCCGCCGCGGGCUCCGACAGGUCUGAGCACGACCUGACGCCCGUGGACGGGGACGCCUUCAGCCAGCACCUGCAGGCCGUGAGGAUCCUAGCUGUGAAAGACGUCAUCUGGGUCCCCAGGCGCGGUGGCGAUGUCAUUGUCAUCGGCCUGGAGAAGGAUGCUGGGGGCCAGCGGGGCCGCGUCCUCGCCGUCUUAAAAGCCCGGGAGCUGACUCCGCAUGGGGUGCUUGUGGACGCAGCCGUGGUGGCAAAGGACACAGUCGUGUGUGGCUUCGAGAACGAAAACACAGAGUGGUGCCUUGCUGUCUGGAGGGGCUGGGGCACCAGGGAGUUUGACAUUUUCUACCAGUCCUAUGAGGAGCUGGGCAGGCUGGAGGCUUGCACGCGGAAGAGGAGGUGAUUCCUAUGGAAUGACAGUCGUGGAGACCUGGCUGCCCUGGGCCACCCCCGCCUGCCACCUGCUGCCCCCUGAGGACCCAGAAGACCCUGAAACAUUUGCUGCUAGAAGUGCCGAGAAGUCACCACCUUGGCCGUGGUCUAGGGGGCUCCCCGGUUCUCCAGGGCAGAGCUAGCUGCCUACCUCCAUUCUCCCAUUAUGGGUUUUGCAACCCAAGAGAAGACGGUGGGGCCUGGUUGGGAGUAACUGCCCCUGUCUCCUCCCCGGAAGUCCAGGAGCGGGGGAGGGGGGCCAUGCUCUGGCCUGGGUCACACAAAGCGGGGCUGGGUCUUCCCGGUCCCUCCCCAGGUCUCAGAUGGAAUUACACUAGACGCUCUCAGCUGGGGAGCAGUUUGGGGCAGGGGCGGGAGGGUGCCGUGACCUCUGCCCCUUCCCCCAGUGGUCUCCAGGCUCUCAGCCCAUUUCACAAGUCCCUGGGGCCCUGGGGCCCCGCUUGGGCAAGCAGAGAUCAGAUGUCUCCCGCUCAGGAAAGUCUCUGUGUGAGAAGCCCUCAGAAGGACGUCAGGGAGGAGCACUCCCAAUCUGGGGGAUGAAUGAGUUCAUUUAAGUGACACAGCCAGAAAGCCAAGAGCUCGUGCAGGGACCGGAGCACCCACUCGGCCUCUGCAUUCUUCUUCUGCUGACAAAAGGGCGGGGAAACUCAAUCAGCGGGACUUAAGAAAGGGCCGUGUGUUUAUAGCUUCGUAAAGUAAACUCGGACGCAGCUGGAGCACAAGCCCUGUUUGUUUGCACGUAAUAAUCUUGUUUAUCACUUUAACAAAUUAAGUAAUAGCUCGGUGGUUAGGCCCUGGUUGUAAAAUCACCUCGUACAGGGCUUUCACCAAAUCAGGCGUUGGCUCAGCAUUGACGGGGCUCACGGACAGCGAAGUCCAAGGAGCGAAAUGGUUAAUGGGGGAUUUAUGGGUCUGAGAGCCACCGUUUGUAUAAAUUAAUGCACACACAGGUGCCCACGGAUCACGUGGCUCCUGAAAGUAAUCAUCUGAGACCACUGGACCCGGAACGGUGGUGUGAACGUGAGCUCAUCCCCUGGUUCAAGUUGUUGACCUUUUUCUAAAAUUAAGUUAUGCAGAUCAGACUUAAGAUUGGCUGGGAUAUGUGGGCAAAGGUGAUUCCUUUUAUUUGAAAAUAAACCGGUUCUCUUGA